AUGCAAGAUCGCAGAAAAGAGGGAGUGGCAGAUCAUACGAUAGUCUGUCAGAUUCUUGAAGAAUCCCAAAUUACAUUCAAAUCUUUUCCGGGUGGGAAACCUUUGAAUGAUGUUGCUCUACAGAAUGCUCUUUGUGAUGUUUUCAAGACAUACGCAAGCAAUGCUGAUAAACUAGGUGCACUAGGAAUUUCACAAGCUAAUGAAAAAUUUAAUAGCAUUGUGUCCUCAAAAGCACCUAAAAGUAACCACUACAGUAGUUUGGGUAGUGUUUUGUACAGAAUUGAUGAAAGUGUCAACCAGAAAAAUGAAGGCCAUAAGUACUUUUUAUCUUUAAACAGAAGGAUGGGGUUGUCUCCAGGUCUUUUCACGGACCGACUGGCAAAACUCAGAGACCUGCAGCAUGCCAAAAGGAAGGGUAUUCGGAGAGUCCAAACAAAGGAGGCGAUUUUUGAAACCAAAAAGCACAUGGAGACAGUGGAUAACUUGUACCAGCAAUAA
Messenger RNA from Saccostrea cuccullata (small rock oyster), 498 nucleotides. RefSeq lists its product as uncharacterized. The transcript is spliced from 4 exons. Bases 1 to 498 code for a protein of 165 amino acids. Lineage: Eukaryota; Metazoa; Mollusca; Bivalvia; Ostreida; Ostreidae. The record is from RefSeq and is a predicted model, not a curated record.